Messenger RNA from Orbilia oligospora ATCC 24927, 966 nucleotides. RefSeq lists its product as uncharacterized. The record is from RefSeq and is a predicted model, not a curated record. The coding region runs from base 1 to 966 and encodes 321 amino acids. The transcript has a single exon. NCBI's taxonomy places the organism in Eukaryota, Fungi, Ascomycota, Orbiliomycetes, Orbiliales, Orbiliaceae.
AUGUCUACGCCUCAGCCUAUUCCACCGCGACUAACACCUUCAGCUACAGCUGCCCAACGGCCUACUCCCUCUCCAUCUCUACCCGUUGGCUCUCCACGUCCGCCCACAGCCGGCUCUCUAGACCCACCCACUCCCCGACCAUCCCAGCUACCCUUCCCAGGCAUUUCCUCCACCGAACAGCCAUCAACUUCCUUUGCCACCGUUACCAUCACGACUGACGACAGCGUCUCAACCCAACAGCCUCCCAACCAACAACCUGCCUUUCUGCCUUUCUUCACUUUAAUCCAAGACGCGACCACAUCCUCCCACUUCCACCCCACCGUCCGAUACGUCUUCUCCGACGACGAAUUCGAUCCUCUCGCCAUCCUUCCUGGUCCGCCGCCUGCACACUCCCCCUCAGCUCCAAACAGCCUUUCCAACUCCGCUGCUGCAAACCAAUCACCCGGUACUAACACCGGCGGGAACAACUCCGGCUCUGGCAGCCAAGCGGACGUCGACAGUAACUCAUCGGGCCAUUUUUCAAAACCUGGUGGUAGUCGUGGUGGUAGAUAUAACGAAAGGGUUGUAUUGGUUGAUGUUGCAGCUGAUGGACAGGGAAUACUCUCUGCGCAUAGUUUGAGUCCUGAGUGGCAGGUUAGUGGGGUUAGUGUGACCAAGGCACCGACAUGGAUGAGUGAUGGCGAUGGUACUUCGACUACUACGGGGGAUGUUGGAGAUGGGGGGUUGAUGUUAACGAUCGAAGGGGUCGGGAAGGGUAAGAGGAAAUUACCUGGCACGGGCGGCAUUAUGGAUCCGGUAACGAAGGAGAAGAAGGGAAGUAUAGAGACGUUGGAGGAAUUAGUAGGGUUUUAUCAGGAGAGGUUGGAGAGGCUACAAGGUGUGGUCGAUUGGGCGGAAGGGAGGAAAGUUGUAGAGGGCGAUGCUGCUCCAGCGGCUGGAGCACCUGGGGAGGGUGUAGGCAGCUGA